Messenger RNA from Cephus cinctus (wheat stem sawfly), 3341 nucleotides. RefSeq names its product regulator of telomere elongation helicase 1 homolog (gene Rtel1). Gene Ontology annotation, cellular component: nucleus. Lineage: Eukaryota; Metazoa; Arthropoda; Insecta; Hymenoptera; Cephidae. Gene Ontology annotation, biological process: DNA replication; DNA recombination; regulation of double-strand break repair via homologous recombination. Gene Ontology annotation, molecular function: hydrolase activity, acting on acid anhydrides, in phosphorus-containing anhydrides; DNA polymerase binding; DNA binding. The record is from RefSeq and is a predicted model, not a curated record. The transcript is spliced from 13 exons. Bases 114 to 3173 code for a protein of 1019 amino acids.
GGAAUGUAACAAAACAAGUUACAAAAUAUUUAAUCGGGCCUAACAAAGUAGUAUUUCGACAUAACAUACGAUAGGCUGUAGAGUUUUAAUAAUAGUUUUAAAUUAUUUAAAUCAUGCCUGAUAUUAUAAUUAAUGGAAUUACUAUUAGCUUUCCUUUUCAACCAUAUUCCGUUCAAGAAGAAUAUAUGAGAAAGGUUAUUGAAUGUUUACAGGACAGUAAACAUGGUGUUUUAGAGUCACCAACUGGGACUGGAAAGACAUUGAGCUUACUAUGCUCAUCACUCAGUUGGCUAUUGGUGAAGAAAGCUCAACUGCAAGCUCAGGCAGCUGCGGGUGCUACAGAUAAACUAGAUUUUGGUGGGCAAUUUUUUAGUAAGUUAACAAAUAGCUUGGAUAAGGCUGUGGGAAAACCUGAUCAACAGACAAGUAGUUUUGGGCCGACUUUACCUAAGAUAAUCUAUGCAUCCAGAACUCACUCGCAGCUUUCACAAGCUAUGCAGGAAUUAAAAAGAAGUUCUUAUAAGCAUGUUACUGCUGCUGUCAUUGGUUCAAGAGAUCAGCUUUGCAUUCAUCCUGAAGUAUCCAAGGAGCACAGUUCAUUUAUUAAGAUUCAAAUGUGUCAGGCUAAAGUCAAAGGCAGGACAUGCUUUUAUUAUAACAAUGUAGCAUCUAGGCAAGAUGAUCCUAUAUUUAAGCAAGAAAUAAUGGAUAUAGAGGAUCUAGUAAAAGUAGGACAGAAAAUGAAAUGCUGUCCUUAUUUUUUAUCGAGGGAACUCAAGCAAAGGGCUGACAUUACCUUCAUGCCUUAUAAUUAUUUAUUAGAUCCUAAAACACGGAAAACACAGGGAAUUGAGUUACAGAAUAAUGUUGUUUUACUCGAUGAAGGGCAUAAUGUGGAAAAGAUGUGUGAGGAGGCUGCUUCGUUACAAAUAAGUAGCACAGAUAUAGCUAUUUGUAUUGAUGCAAUAACAGCAAUAAUGCAAGAUUUUGCCAAUGAAGCAACGAAUUGUGACUUUUCUCAGGAUAUAACUAGUAAUUUACAAAAGGAUUUUUCAUCCGAAGAUUUAUGCAUUUUGAAGGAGAUGUUCCUAGAGCUCGAAAAAGCUAUUGACAGCAUAGAAAUAAAGAAACGCGAAGAAGGUGAAACUCUACCAGGCGAAUAUAUAUUUGAACUUCUUGAAAAAGCACAGUUAACACAUGGCAAAGAACAACUGGUGAUUGACAAAUUGGAUAAAAUAAUACUUUAUCUAUCGACAACGAGUACUUCACCAUUUACUAGAAAAGGAAAUGGCCUUCAAAAGUUCAGCGAUUUGCUCAGAAUAGCAUUCAGUAGUGGCGGAUCUUUGCAACAUAGACAGAAUGUCAUGCAAUGUUACAAGGUACAUAUUCAGUUCGAGGAGUCAAAAAAGAAUUAUAAGAACGAUGGAUGGGAAAUUAAGAAACCAUCAUCUACUAAGAACGAAGGGAAACUUAUUAGUUAUUGGUGUUUCAGUCCUGGUUUUGGCAUGAAACAGCUCGUCGAACAAGGAAUACGCUCAGUGAUUAUAACUAGUGGUACCUUGUCUCCACUGAAACCAACGAUUUCAGAACUUAGUAUACCAAUUUCUGUGCAACUUGAGAAUCCUCAUGUAAUAUCUGGUUCACAAGUUUGUGUCGGCGUUCUCAGCAAGGGACCUGACGGUUAUCAGCUGAAUUCAUCCUAUAACACAAGAAAUAAUCCAAAGUACAUUGCUUCGCUUGGCCGUACUAUAUACAACUUCAGUUGCUUGAUACCAGAUGGAAUAUUAGUAUUUUUCCCUUCGUAUUCAAUAAUGAAAAAAUGUCGGGAUGAUUGGCAAAAUACUGGUCUAUGGACUCAAAUAGCUGAUCGCAAGCCAAUUUAUGUGGAACCACACACAAAAGAUGGCUUUGUAAAUGUAAUGAAUGAAUAUUAUCAAAAAAUUCGAGAUCCCUCUUGCAAGGGUGCAUUAUUUAUGGCUGUGUGCCGUGGAAAAGUGAGUGAAGGUUUAGAUUUUGCUGAUGCAAAUGGUAGAGCAGUUCUGAUAACUGGUUUACCAUAUCCACCUUUCAAAGAUCCACGAGUUGUUCUGAAGCAAAAAUAUUUGGAAGAGCUGAGAUCAAAGAAUAAAGAGGGUCUCACCGGUAAACAGUGGUAUCAGCUUGAAGCAUCACGUGCUGUUAAUCAAGCAAUUGGUCGCAUAAUACGUCACAAGAAUGAUUAUGGUGCAAUUAUCCUUUGUGAUUGCCGUUUUGAAGAUUCUAACUUCAAAAGUCAAUUGUCAGCAUGGUUGCGACCGCACAUUACGAAAUUUGAUAAUUUCGGAACAAUCACUAGGAAUCUCAGAGAAUUUUUCCGGCAUGCUGGUGCUACGCUGCCACGGCCGAAAAUGCAAGCCUUACGUAAUGAUAUUAAUGAAUAUUCCUUGCCGGCUGUUCCGGCAAGAUUUGAUAUUGCUGUUUCAAGGCCUGUAAAAACAAAUGUAAAAGUUGAGGCAGAGAGUACGUUAAAACUGGAAGAGAGCAGUAUAGAGUAUUCUAGUGAUAAAGCUCCAAUAGAAAAUUCAAAAGAAAUUGAUUUCACGGAAUUCACUGAUGUGCUAAGUACAGCGAGUAGGACUGUUAUCAACUUUAGUGAUUGCAAGUUAAAAGAUGAUUGGACCAGAUGUGAACUAACACAAAUUGUAACAGAACCGGCUGCGAAGAAACGUAAACUUAAAAUACUGCCAUUAGGAUUUAAUGCUAAUGUUUCUGAACCUUCUACAUCUAGAGAUCUUACAUUUGCGGACACUACCAAUAUUAGUACGCAAUCUGAAGAGACUACAAAGGAUGCUGUGAGGAAUAAAAAACGGGAGUUAGGAAUAAAUUACGUAAAGAGUGUUAAGCUUUCAUUAACCAAAGAGAAGUUCAAGGUAUUUAGAACAAUGGCAGACGCUUACAGGAAGCAUGGCAAGUUCGAAGACUUAAUGAACUCUUUGGAAUAUCUAUUUUCGGCAAAGGAAAAUCUCCAACAUCUUUUCGAGGGAUUCCGAAUGUACUUGAAGAAGGAACAUGAAUCGUUUUUCGAUGAGCAUAUCAAGAAUAUGAAAAGAAAUUCUCACUUGUCAGGCUACAACAAUGAGAUUGCAUCAAGAGAAUGUACUUCUUGGACUCUGGCCAAAUUCUUUGAAUACUGACUAUGUAAUUUUAACUUAUAUUCUAAAGUCAUGGCUAUACAAGAUCAAUGAAUUAUUUGAUUCAAUUAAUUCAGUGAUGUAUGAUUGGAUUAAUUAAUGACAAUGAAAUUACUCUUUCUGCAUUGUGCACAUAGUAAAGUAUGUUCAAUGAAUAAUUUUUUAAUCAAA